AUGUCGGCGGAGGUUGCUGUGGACGGGCCGGACAGGAAGAAGAAAAAGCGGGGACACCUGGCGGCGUUGGUCCUGGCCCGGGGCGGCAGCAAGGGGAUCCCACUGAAGAAUAUCCGGGCACUGGCCGGGAAGCCGCUCAUCGCCUGGGUGCUGCGGGCCGCCAUAGACUGCGGACACUUCGAUAGUGUGUGGGUGUCCACAGACCAUGAUGAGAUUGAGAAGGUGGCCAAGCAGUAUGGUGCAAAGGUUCACCGGAGAAGCCCCGAGGUCUCCCAAGAUGCAACCAGCUCCCUGGAGACCAUACAGGAGUUCCUGAAGCAUCACCCAGAGGUAGACAUAGUUGGGAACAUACAAGCCACAUCUCCGUGUCUGCACCCCAACGACCUCAUCAAGGUGGUGGACUUGAUCCAGAACCAAGGCUACGACUCUGUGUUCUCUGUGGUCAGGCAUCAUUUAUUCCGCUGGAAGGAGGUGAAGGCAGGAGAGACAACGGUAGCAGAGAACUUUACCCCAGCACGCCGCCCACGUCGCCAGGACUGGAAAGGAGAGCUUCAUGAGAAUGGAUCCUUUUACUUUGCAACCAGAGAGCUGCUCACUAAGGGAUUACUACAGGAUGGAAAGUUGGCUUACUAUGAAAUGAAGCCGGAGCACAGUGUGGAUAUUGAUAUCGAUCUAGACUGGCCCAUUGCAGAACAAAGGGUUAAAAGGUAUGGCUAUUUUGGCAAGAAUCCGACUGUGGUGAAGCUGUUAGUGUGUAACGUUGAUGGAUGUCUGACAGAUGGGCGAAUCUACGUUAAUCAGGAACAUGAAUUGAUCUCCUACAGCCUGCGGGAUGUAGACGGAAUCCGAAUGUUGCUGGACAAAGAUGUGCAGGUCCGUCUCCUCUCAGAGAGGGACAUCAGUAAAACGUUGGUGUCCAAUCUGAAUCUGCCAUGUUUGAUUGAAGCAAACGUGUCAAAUAAGAAGGAGGUUGUGGAGCGAUGGAUGGGCGAGUUGGGCCUCUCUUCCUGGAGCCAGGUGGCCUACAUGGGUUGCAGUUAUUCUGAUGUGGAGUGCCUGAAGUUGGCUGGGACUCGCGGAGUCCCUGGUGAUGCUUGCACAGCAGUCAAGAUGAUGGACAGCUUCGUCUGCCAGCAUGGAGGCGGCUAUGGAGCCAUUCAGGAGUUUGCUGAUCACGUUAUCACUCUAAUGGAGACCGGAAGAUAA
Molecule: messenger RNA, 1206 nt
Organism: Staurois parvus
Lineage: Eukaryota; Metazoa; Chordata; Amphibia; Anura; Ranidae
Source: the annotation of a GenBank genome assembly